GGCAAGAGUUGACCUCAGCUAUCACAACACACAACACACACACACACACACACACACACACAAACAGCACAUAUAUACACACUGUACAAACACACACUGCCACUGCUGCUAGAAUGCCCCACCAGAAUUGGGCGAUUGACUUCUCCCCCAUGGCCCCGGGGCCUCACCAGUCAGCACUGAGCAGUAAUCAAAUCAGACAACAGGUCGAACUUUAUUAUCAGCCACUCGAUACCAGCUACAGGAACUGCCACAGGCCCGCUAAAGGAAGCCUCAUUGCCAGCCGGGAAAAAAGAAAAAAAAAUGUAAAGGAAAGAGGGGGCUGCAAAAUCAAAAAAAAAAAAAAAAGAAAAGAAAACUUUUUCUGGCAGCAGGGACAUUGUGACUGUUGCCUUGGGCCAGGAGCACUGGAUGGAAGCUUUUCACAGCUGAGGCUAAACGGAUCGUCUUUCCUUUGCAUGUUUACUGGAAGUGGCAGGAAGUUUGUGGUGCAGGUGUCCGGGCUGACGCCGAUGACCUGACGGGGCACGUGGAAACCUUUCAGAUUUUCCACACAGUCUGCACCAGCACAUCCCAGUCCAGUUGAGAACCAAACCCAGUGUGCGAGACUCUGCUGAACACAGAGGGGAGCUUAACUUUCAUAACCAUCACAAGUUGUGAGGAUUUAGUGGCACGCUGACCCUCGUGGUCUGUAGUGAUCCCGCUAUGGGGAAGACGGGGCAGAGCACGGUGGACCUAAACUCCCCGACAGAGGUCAAACAAGCAGUUCCUUUUGAGGACUUGGAUCCUGUCGCGUCCCCUGCGGAUGAAAAGAAGAAAAAAGAGGAGCCACCUGAGCGGGGCAGCUGGAAGGGCAAGUUUGAUUUCCUGCUGUCCUGUGUGGGAUACGCUAUUGGCUUAGGCAACGUCUGGAGGUUCCCCUAUCUGUGUGGCAAGAAUGGUGGAGGGGCCUUCCUGAUCCCCUAUUUUCUGACCCUGGUGUUUGCUGGGAUCCCUCUCUUCUUCCUGGAGACGUCCCUGGGCCAGUUCACCUCAGUGGGAGGGCUCGGCGUCUGGAAACUCCUGCCGAUGAUGAAAGGUGUCGGUCUGGCUGCAGUGGUUCUGUCCUUCUGGCUCAACAUCUACUACAUCAUCAUCAUCGCCUGGGCGCUCUACUACUUGUUCAACUCCUUUAGAUCGGAGCUGCCAUGGCAGAGCUGUGAUAACCCCUGGAACACAGAUAAAUGCUUUUGCAACUACAGUCUGACAGACACCACCAACCUCACCAGCGCUGUCACUGAGUUCUGGGAGCGUAAUAUGCAUCAGCUGUCCAGUGGUCUGGAGGAGCCAGGAGAACUGCGCUGGCCCUUGGUGGGCACCCUGGCACUAGCCUGGGUCCUUGUCUACUUCUCAAUCUGGAAGGGAGUGGAGUGGACAGGGAAGGUGGUAUAUUUCUCAGCCACCUAUCCCUACUUCAUGCUGAUCAUCCUGUUCUUCCGCGGGGUCACUCUGCCUGGGGCGAUCGACGGCAUCCUCUUCUACAUUACCCCAGACUUCAAUAAACUCAUAAGAUCUGAGGUGUGGCUGGAUGCUGCUACUCAAAUCUUCUUUUCCUACGGCCUGGGCCUGGGCUCACUCAUUGCCUUGGGAAGCUACAACACCUACCACAAUGAUGUGUACAAGGACUCCAUCAUCGUGUGCUGCAUCAACUCCUGCACCAGCAUGUUCGCAGGCUUCGUCAUCUUUUCCAUUGUAGGCUUCAUGUCCUACAUCACCAAGAAACCUGUUCAGGAGUUAGCAGCAUCAGGCCCUGGUCUGGCGUUCCUCGCUUAUCCGCAGGCUGUCACCCAGCUGCCCAUGUCCUCUCUCUGGGCCAUCCUGUUCUUCUCCAUGCUCAUGAUGCUGGGCCUGGACAGUCAGUUCUGCACAGUGGAAGGCUUCAUCACAGCUCUGAUGGAUGAAUUCCCCAUGGUGCUGAGGAAGAGGAAGAAGAUCUUCAUCCUUGUUGUCUGCUUCAUCUCCUUCAUCAUUGGCUUCUCCAACAUCACACAGGGCGGUCUGUAUGUGUUCAAGCUGUUUGAUUACUACUCUGCCAGCGGGAUGUGCCUCCUCUACCUCGUCUUCUUCGAAACCGUCUCCAUAUCCUGGUUCUAUGGAGCUGACAGGUUCUAUAGCAACAUUGAGGACAUGAUCGGCUAUCGGCCCUGUGGUUGGUGGAAGCUGUGCUGGAUGUUCUUCACUCCGCUAAUCUGCCUGGGGGUGUUUACCUUCAGUGCCAUUGAGAUGACCCCUCUGACCCUGGGGAAGUACGUGUACCCGCUGUGGGGCCAAGUGAUCGGCUGGUUCAUGGCUUUGUCCUCCAUGGUGCUGAUCCCUGGCUACGUCAUCUUCAUGUUCUGCACUGCAAAGGGCAGCAUCAAACAGCGCUGGCGGAGGAUGACAACUGCCCAAGAGGAUGGGAAGCCAUCGGGGCAUGAAGAAUUCACACACACAGGGAGCGUGGGUGAAGCCCCUGUCUAGCCUGGAUAAGUCAGGUUGAAGUAAUCUGGCUUCCGUUUUACCCCCUGUUCUUUGAUGUGAUCUGUGUUGAAAUUUAACAAUUGGACAGGUGGAAUCGAGUUGUAUAUUUACCAUGUUUCCCUCCAUCUUAAGUUGUGCUGAAAAAUCAAGGGAUGGAGUAAAGGAGAAGGCACUUUGGAUAAAUUUUAGAUGUUGUGAUGCUGUGUGUCAAGAAGUAGGCUCCGUGUGACCGCAAAUGUGAUGCUUUAGAUGAGCGUCGAAAGUGUACAUUGCAAUCCAGAUACGGAUAACGUACGACUGUGUGAUUAUUCGUCCCAUUUUUCAAAUUUGAUAAUUGCAAAGUCUCGAUAUUUCUGUCUCACCGGCCAAUGCAAUGACCGCUGCAAUGUACAUUAUAUCUUGAAGACAUUGCACAAUCUGGUAAAACUUGACUCCAAGCAUGAAGCUGUAAUCCAUUAAAGCCCAUUUGCUUUUGGUCCAGCUUAAAGAGCCACCCAUCCUGACAUCGUGAUAUAUUUUGUCCACAAAAAAAAAUUAGUUUUGCCAUGACAUGUAUGUCUGUGGACCAUACUAUUAUAUGUUUGUGUUUGCUGAUUAAGUGCACAUACAAAUAUACAAAAAGAACACUUCAUUUGCAACUAUAAUAUGAAUGUCUGUAAUGCAUUUCAGCAGUGUACCGAUUAAGUGUUACCACAUUUCUUGUUUUGUUCAUAUGGAUGUUUUGUUUAAAGAGGUAGCUUUAUGAUUUUAUGAAGUACUGUACAGUCUAUUUACUAUAGAGCAAGCAGUUUGACAGUUAACCCAGCUGUGAUAUGCAGUAUUCACAUUUAAAAUUUAAGAUGUUAUAUAUUCAUAAAUGUUGAUAGUCAUUUCAGCUCAUUCGAUUCAAAUAGUCGUCUGCUGUAAAUAUAACUGCUUCAAAAUAGCUAAGCACAGUGUCUGUUUUUUAUUAAACAAAAAAGUGCAAAAUGUGAUACAAGAUUGUGUUUUGUCAAUUUCGGGAGGAAUAUGAAGAAUGUUGCCUGACACUGGUUUAUUUUAUUUUUUUUUCCAUUUCAAUAAAAGUAAACAUCAAACCA
Myripristis murdjan (pinecone soldierfish) is the source of this 3575-nucleotide messenger RNA. It is a transcript of the gene slc6a1l, whose product is annotated as solute carrier family 6 member 1, like. The transcript is spliced from 15 exons. Gene Ontology annotation, biological process: sodium ion transmembrane transport; amino acid transport; nitrogen compound transport. NCBI's taxonomy places the organism in Eukaryota, Metazoa, Chordata, Actinopteri, Holocentriformes, Holocentridae. The record is from RefSeq and is a predicted model, not a curated record. The coding region runs from base 703 to 2496 and encodes 597 amino acids. Gene Ontology annotation, cellular component: plasma membrane.